CCCCUAGCGUUUAGACACUUUUCCCCUAUCCCUAGCGUUUAGACACUUUUCCCCUAUCCCUAGCGUUUAGACACUUUCCCCCUAUCCCUAGCGUUUAGACACUUUUCCCUUAUCCCUAGCGUUUAGACACUUUUCCCCUAUCCCUAGCGUUUAGACACUUUUCCCUUAUCCCUAGCGUUUAGACACUUUUCCCUUAUCCCUAGCGUUUAGACACUUUUCCCUUAUCCCUAGCGUUUAGACACUUUUCCCCUAUCCCUAGCGUUUAGACACUUUUCUCUAUAUCACAACUAAAUACAGGUUAUUGACACUUUUCUACUAUUACAUGGGGGGACUUUAUUUUUUGAAAGUUUCCGAAAUUCCGAGACCCGGAAGUACUUCAUUGAUGUUGCUGACGAGACGCUGAUGUCGAGACGCAGGUGGAUGAUUGAUUCUGCUUGCGCUUUCACUGGAUCUCAUCAACCAAACAAGUAGCCAAAGGAAAUCAGUAUCAAGUAGCCAAAUGAAAUCAGUAUCAAGUAGCCUACUGCUAACAUUUUAAAUUUGAGCUUGUAAAUUUGGUCUGUAAACUAACGCAUUCCAUGAAUCGUUAGUGGUUGCCGCGGCCUGGCUUUGUUGUUAUCCAAACUAGCCCUCCAAUCCAACCCUUUUGUGUAGCUAGCUAGCUAACUAGAUUCAGUCAGAGUUGAAGUGUGUCUUUUAUUUUAUAUUUAGUCAUCUAUCAUUGCAUUGUGGGUAAAAUGUCUAGCGAGGAAUAAGCUAGCUGGCGACUAGCUAGGUAGUUAGUUAGCUAAAUUAUCUUGAUCAACCGUUGCUAAACUAAUUGCCUACCGGGUUGUGUUAAUCCCUGUUGGACGGGAUGAGUUGUUAGCUAUUUUAGCUACAUAUAUAUUUUUGGAACUAUCCCACGAUCAAGGUUAGUGAAAAUCCCCCAGAACUUGUUGAGGUCUCCUCUUUUAGAUCCACAUCUAGCCGACCAUGUCUGAGCCGGGAUCUGACUGUGGUGAUCCGGCCCAGAGAAGCUCACAACAGGGUCCAGAGGUGGUGUCAGUGAAGCUGGAGGACUGCGGUCAAACACUGGAACUCAAUGUGAUUGUGAAAGAGGAGGAGGAGAGAGAAAUCAAGGAGGAAGAAAACAGUGACUCGGGUGACUCCGGAGAGAGCUCCAACCCAGACUCAGACAUCAAGCCCAGUCCCAUAGCAUCAGGAAACCGCAGACAGAAGCCCCAACCCGGCUGUAGCGACAGUUUUAUUUAUCCAACUCGCCACAAAUCACACCAACAAACUCCCAAAAUAAAUAAGACUUACCUUUGCCGUCAAUGUGGGAAGAGUUUUCAGACACCAAGCAAGCUAAAGGCUCACCAGAGAAUGCACAAUGGAGAGAAUCCUUACCCCUGCUCCCAGUGUGAGAAGAGCUUCAAUCAUUCAGGAAGACUUAAGGACCAUCAAAGAGUACAUACUGGGGAGAAGCCUUACCACUGCUCUCUUUGUGGGAAGAGUUUCAGUCAGUUAGGAAACCUGAAGACUCAUCAGAAAAAUCACAAGCCUUACCACUGCUCACAAUGUGGGAAGAGUUUCAGUGAGAAAGUAAAACUUACGGGACAUGAGAGAGUACACAGUGGAGAUAAACCUUACCACUGUACCCAAUGUGGGAAAAGCUUCAAUUAUUAUUCAGUACUUAAGGAACAUCAAAGAGUACAUACAGGGGAGAAGCCUUACCACUGCACACUUUGUGGGAAGAGUUUCAGUUGGGCAACAAACAUAAGGAAUCAUCAGUUAAGACACAUUGGAGAGAAACCUACAUGUACUCUCAAUGUGAUUGUCAAAGAGGAGGAGGGCGAACAGAGACACAUUAAGGCAGAAGAGCGAGAAGUUGAGGUAGAGGAGAGAGAGGUGAAGGAAGAGGCUACAUAAGCUAACUCCAUAGGAAUUGCAUUGCGGGGGGGGGACAAUGGAUGGGGGCGGAACACAAAGUGCAGCUGGAUAUAUACGACACAAUCCCUUUCAAAAACGAAACAUAUUUGGUUGGUAGAGACAAUGAAUUAUUUCCAACCUACUUUAACUGAGGAGACAGGUCCUACAGACAGGGCCUACAGACAGGGCCUACAGACAGGGCCUACAGACAGGGCCUACAGACAGGUCCUACAGACAGGGCCUACAGACAGGUCCUACAGACAGGGCCUACAGACAGGUCCUACAGACAGGUCCUGCAGCCCAAUAUUUCAACAUUGUAUUUUUCAAUAUUGGUCCUAAAAAGUUGUAUUUGAAGCUAUUUUCUUCCAUAAGUAACUUAUUGCAUUUUCUUAUUAGCACAAUAAAAGGUGGCCAUUGAUUAAAAUGGAAUAUUAUGAAUCUGUUAUUGAUGUUGAAAUGCAGGCUUUUAUGUUGAAGUUUUUUUUUAUAGAAAUGUUUUUUUUUUUUGUGUGUGUGAAAUAAGGUGUCAAGAAUGUGUAUUUUAAUUGACCUGCCUGAUAAAGUUAAGGUAAAUAAACUCAUUAUAUGAGA
Messenger RNA from Oncorhynchus nerka (sockeye salmon), 2502 nucleotides. Its product is annotated as zinc finger protein 239-like. Lineage: Eukaryota; Metazoa; Chordata; Actinopteri; Salmoniformes; Salmonidae. Gene Ontology annotation, biological process: regulation of transcription by RNA polymerase II. The transcript is spliced from 2 exons. The record is from RefSeq and is a predicted model, not a curated record. Bases 976 to 1911 code for a protein of 311 amino acids. Gene Ontology annotation, molecular function: RNA polymerase II cis-regulatory region sequence-specific DNA binding; DNA-binding transcription factor activity, RNA polymerase II-specific.